AUGCACUUCAACACCCCAGACGCCUUCAUCUCCUGCAGCUCCUCCACAGCUGAGCAUAUAGAGCACGUCGACUUCAGACCCCCUGGUUCCCCCAAAGAUAGCAAGAAACAGUAUACUCCUUCCCAGGAUCUCCCCCAAUACUCCGGCUCCGAGCUGGUCAGGAUCGACAUGGAUACAGACUCCAAUUCUGAGAGCGACUUCGUCCAGACAGCCAACACUCAGAGCGAUUACGAUUUCGUUGAGGUCAUCGAUGACAUUCCAGUUGCCCAGGUCGUGCAUUUCCCUGUCCGCAGGAAGCUCUUCUCGCUCGUGUGGGCGGUGCUUGGGCUGCUGGGGCUGCUUUUCCUCCUGGUGCUUGGGUGGUAUUUGCAUAUCAAGGCGCUUGUGGUUACUAUCUUGUAUAUCGCUAUAGUUAUGCCUGGGUGUCGUCGUCUGUUCUCUUGA
This is a messenger RNA of Monascus purpureus, 444 nucleotides long. NCBI's taxonomy places the organism in Eukaryota, Fungi, Ascomycota, Eurotiomycetes, Eurotiales, Aspergillaceae. The record is from the annotation of a GenBank genome assembly.